Apodemus sylvaticus (European woodmouse) is the source of this 2062-nucleotide messenger RNA. It is a transcript of the gene Cxcl16, whose product is annotated as C-X-C motif chemokine ligand 16. The coding region runs from base 455 to 1183 and encodes 242 amino acids. Gene Ontology annotation, biological process: positive regulation of cell growth; T cell chemotaxis; receptor-mediated endocytosis. The record is from RefSeq and is a predicted model, not a curated record. Lineage: Eukaryota; Metazoa; Chordata; Mammalia; Rodentia; Muridae. Gene Ontology annotation, molecular function: scavenger receptor activity; low-density lipoprotein particle receptor activity; chemokine activity. The transcript is spliced from 5 exons.
CUACUCUACAGACCAGCAGACAGACAGAUGACCUCUCAAGAAGGCUGAAAUCCCCGAACCCAACCGAGUCAUUCUUCCGGAACCACUGCUUGCUCACUCGGAUUCCUCUGGCUCUACAGCCCAAGUUUUCUUUCGGUUUUGUCAGAUAAGUCUCAGCUGACCCUACUGCUGGCCGGAGUCUGGAGUCCGGUGAAGGAGCUCCGCCUUCCGGGGCAGGGGUGUGUGUCCCCCCGACUGGGAGCUGGGAGCGGCGCGGGCUCCCCGGUACUGACCACACGGUCGGUUCGGGACAGCGCGCGCGCAGGGGACAGAAGGUGCCACCACCUCGCGCCCCCUCCCCUCCUGAGCUCGGCACGGAUCACUGCCUCGCAAAACAUCAGUCAGGGUGAAGAAGAGAAAGCAUUAGAGAAUCGGCUGGAUGACCUCGUCCUAACAAGCUCCGCAGAGGCCGGAGAUGAGGCGGGGCUUUGGACUCUUGCUCCCUGUGCUCUUCCAGUUGCUGGCGCUUCUGACCCUGCCAGGCGAAGGUAACCAGGGCAGUGUCGCUGGAAGUUGUUCCUGUGAUCGUACAAUUUCUUCUGGCACCCAGAUACCACCUGGAAUUUUGAAUCAUAUCCGAAAAAAUCUGAAGGCAUUCCACCGCUGUCCAUUCUUUAUCAGGUUCCAGUUGCAGUCCAAGAGCGUGUGUGGGGGAAGCCGAGACCAGUGGGUCCAUGAACUAGUGACCUGCUUUGAGAGCAAAGAGUGUGGAACCGGUCAUAAGAAGAGUUUCCACCACCAAAAACUUUUGCCUCAAGGCAGUACCCAGAUCCCCGAGGCCACAGAGGAGAUACCUCCAGACACAAGCACCCCUGCCCAGAUUCAGAGCACCCAGAAGUCCACUCUUCCAUCUGGAACACUGUCCUUGAACAAAGAGCUCACCCAGCACUUGGAGACGACCAUUCUCCCUUUGGGCUUUAGUCUGGAAGCUAGGCCUGAGGCUGAGGCAAAUGAGAAACAGCAAAAAGAACCAGGAGCUGGAGCUGGCACAGCAGCCUUGGUACCCGUGCUGUCCCUCCUGGGCAUUGUCUUCCUCCUCACAGCAGCCAUGGUCUAUGUGCUGUGCAAAAGGAGAGUGACUCGGCAGAGCUCUGCAGGCUUGCUCCUCUAUUACACACCUGUUGAACCAAGACCCAGAUGCUAGCAUCUGCCGCAAGCAUGGAAGCUCGUGAGAGACGACCUGGGAGAGCUGGCAGACAGGGUGGCAUCCAUCAGUGAACUGAACCUGAGCUCAUUCUUCUGCAUGCUGUUUUGAGACAAAGUACCCAUAUAUAAUCUAGGACAUCUUUGAACUACUGAUCCUUAGCCUCUGCCUCUUAGAUCCUGGGAUUCAUGACACAUGCUACCACACCUGCCCCCAUUCACUGUCAUAAAUAAGGUAUGAGUUUCCAGGUUUUGUUUUGUUUAGCCAGGAUCUUAUUGAGUCCAAGGCAGCUUCAAAUUCCCUAUGUAUAUGACUACAUAUCUCUAGGUCUCCUGCCUCUGCUCUGUGCUGGGAUUACACACCCACUAAACACGUUUUUUUAGCGGUUUGUUUUAUUUUGGUUUUUUAGAUUUGUUUUUUUUCCUGAGACAGGGUUUCUCUGUAUAGCCCUGGCUAUCCUGGAACUCACUCUGUAGACCAGGCUGGCCUCAAACUCAGAAAUCCACCUGCCACUGCCUCCCAGAGUGCCGGGAUUACAGGCGUGCGCCACCACCGCCCGGCUUGUUUUGUUUCACUAUUCAGCCCUGACAGUCCUAGAACUCAGAAAGAUCUGCCUGCCUCCACAGUGUUGGGAUUAAAGGGCUGGCCUUGGGAAACACUCUUUACAACUAAUAAAACAGGAAUAGCUCCACUGCUCUUAGCCUUUCUCUGCCUCUGAUAACAUGUAACACUCUCAAGUGUGUGGUCCCAAAGUGCAGCCCUGAGGUAGAGUGUCUGCCUAGCAUGUGUGAAGGUCUAGGUUCACCGGGCCGACUACCAGAUUAAUUUUAAAAAGUGUCUGCUUUCUACAUUGUAUAACAAUAAACUGGGCAAAUUCUA